UGUAAGCGGGAAGAAUAUAGUAGUCGUUCAUGCAGCUACCUCAAAGGGACGCUUUUAAAGCAUGCAACCGCUGUAAUUUUUAUAUUUGCACGAAUACUUGGGAUCAUUGAAAUGGCGUUUGGGAUAAACAAGCCAUUCCGCACGCAAAACGUCUUAUUGAUAUUGAUGAUCGUCGUUUCAUUUAUAAUUGGAUGGCAUGUUCGUGUUGGUCUGCUGUCAGAGCCACUUGGACGCCGUAAUUCGCAAUCCUCUGAUGAAUUACAUGGAUACACUACUGGAAGUGGUGGUAAAACUAUAGGCAUCAACGGAGAGAGGAAGACACCACCUAAACAAGAAUACGUAUCAUCCUUCAAUAAAACAUGGUUGACAUGGGACAAGAUAGACAGUCCUGGACUUUAUCGCGCAUGCGUUAGGAGACGGGAACAGAAGCCGUCGACGGGAGGCACUAUUGUCAUGCAUGGCGUCAGUAACAAAAUGAGGAUUGAGACUUGCAUCGAUUCUUGCAUUCAAUCGGUGUUUACGUAUGCAGCACUGAGCCAUGGGGAUGAAUGCUACUGCACGAACGUUUCUUCAACUUCAGAAUUUCUGUCUUACGUCGACAGCAGUCUCUGUGACUUGAAAUGUGCAGGCGACAAGUUGCAUCAUUGUGGUGGAAAAACAUUCAUGUCUGUUUAUAGAACUUCAGUUCCAGACGCAAGAUGCUCGUCAAUAAAUUUUGGCUCCCCAGGUUCACUCCCGCUCGUUGCGUUAGCUUCGUAUCCCCGGUCCGGUAAUACAUGGACGCGAGAACUGAUAGAAAAAGCUACAGGAUUAUAUACGGGCAGUAUUUAUUGGAGAGCAGAGAGAAAUUUGCCAAUAUCGAAUAAAGUUUUCCUAGGAGGAAACGCAGACUACAAAAAUAACAACAUCAUCUGCGUGAAGACACAUCGGCAUGACCGAGACAGUUUCGAAGCUGCCAUCAUGCUCAUUCGGAAUCCACUCAAAGCCAUCGUUGCCGAAGCCUUCCGGAGACAAAUCUUCGAAUCGCACCGGUCUCCAGUGGACGCGAUUAAGUUUUUCAAAUCAGAAGGAUGGGAAAACUUUGUAUAUGAGCAAUUAAAAAACUGGAAUUCCAUGAAUAUGCAUUGGAUACAGAGCAAAAGAAGGCUCCUUCCCGUCGUUUACGAAGAACUCGAAUCUGACACUCGCCGGGUGUUGACGGAGAUCGUCGCAUUUCUGAAUCGGACAGUGGAGCAUGAACGAAUCACGUGUGCAACUCAAGAACAUCCAUCCUCCUUAGCGACAUUCACCUCGCUUGGCAACCAUGGAAGACAGACACGUGUUUAUCUUACUGCUGACCCUUUCACGCCUGAAAUGCACCAGAAAAUAGUUGACAGUGUAAAACUUGUCAACGCAACACUCUUUCAACUCCACAAGAGAUCGUUACCGAUUGUUUACCUGAAGAACACUGAUGUCUUCUAGCUGCAUGAUAGGGUAAAUUACCAAUUCGUCCACUCACCACAUGGUGUACCUUCAUUUAGUCUAACGCCAUUCCGUCCACCAACAUUUCGUCUAACAGCCAUUUGGUCCAAUAACCAUUUGGUCCAGUCUAAUCACCAGUUCGUCUAUUACAAUUAUCGUCUAAUAACUAGUUGGUCUUACACCCAUUUUCAUUAAUUUUGCACAAUUACAACUUUAGUUUAAUUAGACCACAUGGUAUAUGGACCAAAUGACUAUUGGACCAACUGGUUAUCAGACGGAAUGACAUUAGACUAAAUGAAAGUAGACCAUGUAGUGAGUGGACGAAAUGAUGGUAGACCAAAUGAUAGUAGACGAGUUGGCAAUUGGACGAAUUGACAUUAGACGAAUCGGAAAUGAACCCAUGAUACUGGGCAGUUUUCAUAUCUGCAACGGGGACGCAAUGAAGAAGACAGUAAAUGUGUUGGAAAUGACUCUGUCAAACGACAAUAGACAGCUAAGAUGUAUUAUUUUGUCGAAACUCGGUGAACCGGAACAGCAAGUUUCGGAGCUGACGAAAAAUUGCACAUAACAUAUGUCGCCUGUCCCGAGACCAGAACGAAAAUGUCGCUUUUAUUCACCAAUUUUCGACAAAGACUUCUUGGUUGUUCAUUGUCAUGAAGGGAUUUUGACAAUCAUUUUCUACGUUCUUGAAAGCGUCGUGUGCCGUGGAAGCGUAAACCCCCUAUCAUACCAAGACCACACCGAAAAGAGUCAUCUAUCUUUUUCUUCUAAAAUGAUUGUCAGCUCCCAUAUGAUGUAAACUUUCCGAACAAAUAAGUUGGAGAUGUGGUACUGGGAGACGGUAUGGGAAUUAAUGUCCUCCAACUCAAGCUCAAGGACAAUGCUGCAGUUUCAAGCCCCGGGCAAAGAAAGGACAAGGGGUAAGGGAACAAGAAACAAAACUAAUUAAUGGAUAUCUCAACUGAGGAACGCUUCGGAACAGAUACUUCAGACGUAGAAAUUAAGAGUCAAUUUUGUUUUGUUUUGGUAUUUAGUUAAUUUCAAGUGCAAUUUCUAUUGGUACAACGGGUAAAUUUGCAAUUUUACAUGACCAGAUUAUGACGCUAUUUAUAGACCAAUAUACGACGAAUGAAUUUUCAUUUAUAUGUGACCACAUUAUGACUUUAUUCAUGUUAUUAGGCCUUAUAAAAUAUACCACGGGUUUCCAUGUUCACCAUUGUAAAAGCAUGGUAGUACCAUUGUUCAGAUGGUUUCGCCUUGGUUACCAUGCAAACUUAAUGGCCCAAAUUCAGGAAAUCUGCAUAAACCACGGAUUCAACCGUGGGUUUUCAAAACCACCUUUGAGAAUUCGGGCCAAUAGGCCUAAGUUUCGUUUAGCAGUAUUAAAAAACCCCAAUGGUUUGACAAAGCAUGGUUUGACCUUGGUCACCCGAUGGUUGAACGGUAAUUGUCCAUGGAACCAUGAUUAUGAUGGGAAAUCCAUAGCUUUCCUUGGUCCACCAUAAAAUUUCUGAAAGAAAGACUAUGGGUUUACCAUACAAAAAUCCAUGGUUCACAAAUAAUUGUCCUUAAAACCAUAGUUAUAUACCAUAUUCCACAACAUUUGCGCUUAAUAUCAUAACUAUUAUUCAAUGUUAUGUAUUUCUAUUUCAUGUAUUCAUUCAUGUUAAUUAUGAAAAUGCAUCACUAUUCGACUUGGCCGCCAUAAUGUAUGAUUUUUAUCAAAUAAACCAUUUUUCUAUCCAUGGUUUAAUCAUGGCAAAACCAUAAGUUUCUUUUAUGGAAUGCUCAUGUUUCAUAAUUCUUCUUUACUGUAUAAUGUACUUUAGAAUUUAUUGUUCUUGAUGAAUGAUUUAGACAAUGGUACUCCAUAAAAGUAUGAUCGAGGGUAAUAUCGGGUUAACUAAACCCACCCCAAUUGAAUACUAAUUCUAAGAAUUUCAUUAAACAUACACGUAGAAGUAUUAAUUAAAAAAUCGCUUUAUUCGAGAAAAAUUUCUCACAAUAAAUACAAUCAGUUAAUAAAAUACGACUUCUUAUGUAUAAUACUAUAAACACAACAGUUUACAAUUAUCUGCAACUUUUUCACAUGAAUUAUGCGUUAGAGAACAGACAAAGAAUGUUAUCGUAAGGCAAUAUUGGGCUGCUAGUGUCAGUUAUAAAUUUGUAUGGAAAUCGCUUUGGCAUAAAAUUCAUCUGUUGGACAAUUUUUCACGACUCUUGGAAAAUAAGAAUAAUUUUGCAGGUCCAGUGUAUUUCAAAGAUUUGAUAAUAAAUAUAUACAAAGCCGUUUUUUCUGCAUAAUGCAUAUUCCAAACGUUUUACCGUUUAUAACGGUUCAGGAUUCUAGUAUUUUGGAGCCCGACAGGUUACAUUGCAACUGCAGUGCAAGGGGCAUGUCUUACAAAGAUUUGUGACAUUUGUAAUCGGACUCAAACUGUGAAUGAUCUUAAACUGUGAAAUCAAUCAUUGGGAAUUGACAACAAUCUCAACAUGUGUUCAAUUUGAAUCACAAUUGUUUGCAUAGGUUGCCGAGAAAUCUCUCGCAACAAACUAAAAGGCUUGCACUAUUAAAGAUUCGAUCUUAUUAUUUUUGUGUGUCCCGGGGUCCUUUAGAAUCAAAAUAGGAUGUGAAUCUAUCUUAUCUGUGUAUUUAAGAUGUUUCAGACGUUACUAAAAAGGAGGAGAAAGAAACAACAUUGAUACCAGCUUGUCUUUAAGGGGAAAUCUAAGAUAAUUUAAAGUCGCCAAACUCUGUUAAAAGUAAUGGAAACUUGUGCAACAUAGCAGAAUCUUUGGGCUCAACCAAUCAAACUGUCGCAUUGGCAACUGUUUCUAAUCACCAGACAUGCAUUAUUUUGAAUGUUUCGGAUAAAAGAGAUUUUCGUUUAGCGACGUACGGAGGAUUUGAGAUCAGACUAUUUGAUGUAAUAAGCUUUUUUCUCAGAAACGGUAUCUGAGUUUGUUUUUACCCCUUCUGCACGAUGGAAUAGAGUCUUGAUCAUACCACGCUUAUGUUCAAAAUGGUGAUUAUAAUAGAGGUAAAGUUCAGGUAUAUAUCCAAUCUAUCAUCUGAUUGAAUAACCGUUAAAAUAUCAAGAAAUGUUGAUGAUCGUACGUCACUUAUAGUGGUGAAUUGAAUGCCUGGAUAAAUAUAGUUCACAAUAAUGAUCCGUAAAUUCAUUCGAGAACUCUUUCUUGAGCUUAGUAUGGGUUUCAUCGAUGUAACGAAAACACCAAACUGGAGGGUGCGAUGCCGACUCAGAUGCUCAAAUGUUCCAUGUAGAGAUUGCAAACAAUGGGGGAGAUUGGUUAUCCCAUCGCAGUGGAGCUAUCAUGGAUAGUAGAAGGUAGGCCAUUUUGAGCGAAACAAGUGCUGCGCAAGCAGACAUCCAAAAGUUCGCCUGUGAUCCACUGAUAAGCGUAUCCUGUUCACAUUCUGAAGUUUGGUUUCAAUGACCCUCAGCGCCUUGUCGACAGGGACUGAAAUGAAAAGAGCUGUAACGUCGCAAGAUCUCAGUUAAUCGACCUCCUCAACACUUCCAUUCUUUAUGUAAUCGGCAAAGGAUGAGGAGUCAGUUACAUGGUGACAUGUCUGUCCCACUAACGUUGGCGGCGGAAGCAAAACAAUUUAGGGGGGGGUCCACCUGAAAUUUUUUGAUGGACACGGGUACAAAAUUGGACAAGC
Molecule: messenger RNA, 5149 nt
Organism: Lytechinus pictus (painted urchin)
Lineage: Eukaryota; Metazoa; Echinodermata; Echinoidea; Temnopleuroida; Toxopneustidae
Product: sialate:O-sulfotransferase 2-like
Exons: 7
Coding region: 112-1461 (449 amino acids)
Molecular function (GO): sulfotransferase activity
Source: RefSeq, a predicted model, not a curated record